AUGUCGGUGGCACGCGCAGCUUUCUCGCUCACCAGGCGUAUGCCUCUUUCAGCUGCCCGCGUCGCUCCCCGAACCUUCACCACCAUCACAGCUCGCCGAGCAGGCAAAUGGGAUCCGAAGCCCGGAGAUCCGGAAGGGAAGCUUCUCCCUUUUGAAGAAAUCAAAACCGAAGCCGAUCUCCUCCCACCCGGCGCUGCCCCUGGUACCGUGCCUACCGAUCUCGAACAAGCCACUGGUCUGGAACGUCUGGAAAUCCUCGGAAAGAUGCAGGGCAUUGACAUUUUUGACAUGUCACCGCUUCCGUCAGAUAGACUUGGUACAUUCGAGAAUCCGAUUGUUGUGAAAUCUGCUGGUCCCGAGUAUCAAGUCGGCUGCACCGGGUCUCCGGCCGAUUCACAUGUCGUCAAAUGGCUCGUGAUGUCCCGCGCACGCCCUUUUGAGCGGUGCCCAGAGUGCGGGAGCGUCUACAGAAUGGACUACGUCGGGGCACCAGACUCCCACGACGACCAUCACGGCGACCACCACCACGCCGCACCCGAAGCACCCAAGACCAUGGCCGAUUUCGUCAAGCCGGAGUACUGGUACCGAUAA
Messenger RNA from Fonsecaea erecta, 591 nucleotides. RefSeq lists its product as hypothetical. The record is from RefSeq and is a predicted model, not a curated record. The transcript has 5 exons. Gene Ontology annotation, cellular component: mitochondrial envelope. The coding region runs from base 1 to 591 and encodes 196 amino acids. Lineage: Eukaryota; Fungi; Ascomycota; Eurotiomycetes; Chaetothyriales; Herpotrichiellaceae. Gene Ontology annotation, biological process: mitochondrial electron transport, cytochrome c to oxygen.